Molecule: messenger RNA, 504 nt
Organism: Symbiodinium necroappetens
Lineage: Eukaryota; Dinophyceae; Suessiales; Symbiodiniaceae
Source: the annotation of a GenBank genome assembly
GCCUUCAAGCAGCGCCGCGACUACCUCGCAUUGCAAGUGGAGGACACCUUGGCGGAUCAGUCCGUGAAGAUGUCUGACGAAUUGCGCCAGGCCCUGCAGCAGUUCUUGGUGAUGCGCAUCUACCAUCAGAUCAUGGAGAAGCUCGUGCCGUUGCUGGAGAAGGAGAAGGGCACGCAUCCAAAAAUCCACAACCUCUACGACUUGGAAGACAUGUUCGGCCGCAGCAGCUUCUGGAUCGUUGGCGGAGACGGCUGGGCCUACGACAUCGGCUACGGUGGCUUGGACCACGUGAUUGCCAGCGAGGAGCACGUGAACAUCCUCGUCCUUGACACGGAGAUGUACAGCAACACGGGCGGUCAGGCGUCCAAGGCAACACCCAAGGGAGCGAUGGCCAAGUUUGCCGAGGGUGGCAAGCUCACACAAAAGAAGGACUUGGGUCAGAUGGCCAUGACGUACAAGAACGUUUACGUCGCGAGCAUCUGCGUGCAUGUGAACCCUCAGCAA